GCAACAAACAACUCCAUAGCCAAACUUCCAGAUGAAUUUGGCAAAUGUUUGAAGUUAAGUAAAGUCGAUAUCGAGGGAAACAAACUAACAGUAAUACCAGAAAACGUUUUGAGGUCAUGGACUACGCUCACAGAGCUUAAUGCCGCAAGGAAUCUACUGACAACAGUUCCUGAUAGCAUUGGGGUCCUAACAAAAUUGAUACGUCUUGACUUCCACCAGAACAAAAUUUCAUCGAUUCCAUCUUCAAUUAUGGGUUGUUGCUCAUUAGCUGAGUUUUAUAUGGGAAUCAAUUUGCUUUCAUCACUACCUCAGGAACUGGGUGCACUUUCUCGUUUAGGAACUCUGGAUCUUCAUUCAAAUCAGUUGAAGGAGUUUCCUGAGGAAGCCUGCAAAUUACAGCUUUCUGUUCUUGAUCUUUCCAAUAAUUCGUUAUCCAGUUUGCCUCCAGAGAUUGGUACCAUGUCUUCCCUGAGAAAACUCCUGCUUAGUGGAAACCCUAUACGAACAAUUCGUAGUUCUUUGGUUUCUGGACCUACACAGGCAUUAUUGAAGUAUUUAAGAAGUCGACUUUCUUCUACUGGAGAAGCCUCCGGAUCAAGCAGCAGCCCUAUGAAUGCUGAUGUUAUUGCCAAGGCAACUAGGUUGUCUCUGUCAUCAAAGGAACUAUUCUUAUGUGGACUUGGAUUGACCAGCAUCCCAGCUACUGUCUGGGAGACGGAUGAGGUGGUGAAAGUUGAUCUUUCAAGAAAUUCAAUUACGGAGCUCCCAAAUGAACUGGCGACUUGUUCCUCACUUCAGGUACUGAUUCUUUCCGGGAACAAGAUAGCGCAAUGGCCUGGUGCGAUAUUAUCAUCCCUACCCAGUCUUUCUUCUUUGAAGCUUGAUAAUAAUCCCCUGUCGAAGAUUCCUCUCAAUGGCCUUGAAGCCCUCACUAAGCUUGAAUCACUUGACCUUAGUGGCAAUGCCUCUUCACUUCUGGAUUCUUCUGCAUUUUCUUUGUUCCCGCAGUUGAAGGAACUUCACCUGAGAAGAAUGAAGUUAUCUCAUAUUCCAUCGGGUAUUUUGAGCUUACAGCAGCUUAGGGUUCUUGACUUAAGCCAGAAUUUACUUGUCUUGCUACCAGAGGAAGUAAGGAAUCUAACAUCACUUCAAGAGCUUGACUUGUCGAACAACAACAUUGCUGCGCUUCCUUCUGAAUUGGGCUUGCUAGAGUCUCACCUCCAGGUUCUGAAACUUGAUGGCAACCCCUUAAGAAGCAUCAGGCGUGCAGUUCUUGAUCGAGGAACUAAAGCCAUUCUGAAGUAUCUGAAGGACAAACUUGCGGAGCAGUAAACAUGACGCUUUUUGAACAUUCUGUGUUCUGUAAUUCCCCUGCUCUUUAUUUAUAAUGCCUUGUGAAAUUAAUCUUUAAAUUUAUAUUGCACCUGGGAAGGUUAAAUGUCAAAUGAUUUUCAUUGACUAACUUAAUUUGUUUGAGGUAUACUUUAUCU
Molecule: messenger RNA, 1490 nt
Organism: Phalaenopsis equestris
Lineage: Eukaryota; Viridiplantae; Streptophyta; Magnoliopsida; Asparagales; Orchidaceae
Product: plant intracellular Ras-group-related LRR protein 6
Molecular function (GO): protein binding
Source: RefSeq, a predicted model, not a curated record